CGGCAGGCAGAGAUCAAUCUAUAAUCAAGGGUUCCGAUUUCGAAUCUAUUAAAAAAUCAUUCAACCUCCGAUUUACGUUUCACAAUACAAUUCACAAACCCUAGGAAAAAGGAAGAUGCAUCCUAAAUCAUUCCAAGUCCUAGUCCAAUCGCCGGACCAACAAGUUUAUCCUAAAUCUGUUACCGGCGAUCAAACCCUUUCCGACCUAAAAUUCUCUCUCUUCCCCAAUUCACAACACCUCCUUCCAUCAUCCUUCUACUUCACUCUCAAUGGCAAACCUCUCCCCGAUAACACCGUUUUCUCCACCUCCCGUAUCGCACCUCUUUCAACUCUCGUCCUUCAAUCACGCCUCCGCGGCGGCGGUGGAGAUGGCGGCGCGACGGGAGCCGAGUCACGCGAUUGCUACCUUAAAAUGUACGCGGAAAAGAAACCAGACAAGGUGGAUCCAAACGAACAGAGGCUUUCGAAGUGGCAGAACUGUGCGCUAUCGAAUGAACCGUUGCGUGAACCAUGUGUGAUCGAUAAGCUUGGGAAUAUCUUCAAUAAGGUAUCUUUGGUGGAGGCUUUGUUGGGGAAGAAACUUCCGAAGGAAUUUGGGUAUAUCAAGGGUUUGAAAGACAUGAUUACGGUUAAGCUUUCUUCGAUUAACGGCGAAGAUGAUGGGGCUAAGUUUCAAUGCCCUAUUGCAGGGCUUGAAUUCAAUGGGAAGUAUAAAUUUUUCGCUUUGAGGAAUUGUGGUCAUGUUUUGAGUGCUAAGGCUUUGAAGGAGGUUAAGUCUUCGGCUUGUUUGGUUUGCCAUGAAGAAUUUGAUGAGGUUGAUAAGAUUGUGAUCAAUGGUAAUGAAGAAGAGGUGGCGGUUUUGAGGGAGAAGAUGGAGGAGGAGAAAGCUAAGGUUAGGGAGAAGAAAACCAAGAAGGUGAAGAAUAGUGAGGCUGUGAAUGGUUUGGGUUUGGAAGUGUCAAAGUUGAGUGGAACUAAGCAUGGUAUUAUGGGUGUGGAGAAGGCUUCUGCUAAAGUUGAUCGAAAUGGGAAAGUUGCUAAUGGUAACAAGAGUGUUAAUGGCGGUGCUGCUGCUGCUAAGCGUUUCAAGGCAACUGAUAUUGCCCCGGCCAAUGCUACUGAGGUUUAUGCCUCUAUUUUCACUUCUUCUAGGAAGUCUGAUUUUAAAGAAACAUAUUCUUGCAGAUCUCUGCCUCUUGGUAGAAACUAAUUGUGUUAUAUUGUAUACAAGUUUGAAUUUUCUACUGUUUUAUUCUUUCUGAAUGUACUCGACUUUAGCUUGUUAUUAUAGCUUUUUCCUGUAACAAUGUAGUUGCUGGCUUCAUACCCGGCUGAUUAUAUCAUAUCAUUAAUCUAUCUUGCUUUUGAAGGGGUUUUGUGAAUAACUUAUUAGUCAUUUUAAUGUUACUCUCUUUGAAAAUUGACUCUAUAAAA
Molecule: messenger RNA, 1434 nt
Organism: Cicer arietinum (chickpea)
Lineage: Eukaryota; Viridiplantae; Streptophyta; Magnoliopsida; Fabales; Fabaceae
Biological process (GO): mitotic DNA replication termination
Cellular component (GO): nucleus
Molecular function (GO): protein binding
Source: RefSeq, a predicted model, not a curated record